Clarias gariepinus (North African catfish) is the source of this 2944-nucleotide messenger RNA. RefSeq names its product interleukin 17 receptor C (gene il17rc). Lineage: Eukaryota; Metazoa; Chordata; Actinopteri; Siluriformes; Clariidae. Gene Ontology annotation, molecular function: interleukin-17 receptor activity. The record is from RefSeq and is a predicted model, not a curated record. The coding region runs from base 165 to 2051 and encodes 628 amino acids. The transcript is spliced from 15 exons.
AUUACUUGUACAUUAAAAACAACGACAACAACAUGCAUAUUUGAGUCGUAGUUCAGGAAUGAGACACGCCCCCUUCCGGGAAUCCGGACGUCACGAGCUCACCUGGGAACGCAGCUCGAGACCUGCGCGCGACAACAGGGUGAGGAAAGUGAAAGUGCCGAGCCAUGUCCUUGGCGUGGAGCUCGCUGUUCCUCGUGCUGGCUGGAGCUUGGCUGUGUGCAGCAGAUCUGAGGAUAUAUGACUCGCAGAAGAUUAUCGCCUGCUCUCAGGGUCUGACAGAGUGCAGAGUCGAUAAUAAGAACUUUGUGGUUCCACCAUCUGACUUCGGGCCCGUGGAGGUUUUGUCUUUCACCCUGGAGCCUGCUCUCUGCCUCACAGCAGCGAAGGCGUAUAAAGCUUGCCUCCUGAUCAAAAUCCAACUUCAAAUUCUCUCCAAUGAUGUCAGUGGAGAAACAUCAGAAGAAUCUGAAAAUGAAGCCCAUGCUGCAGUAACCCUGUGCUACGCAUCUGUACCAAAUCUUCAUUCCUGCAAGAGGAUUAAGUUUAUUGUAAAAUUCGACUCGGAGAACAACCAAGAGGUCAUGGAGGUGGUGGUGUACGACGGUGUGUUCCUGGGAAGCUCUGUGAAUGUCACCAUAAACAAGAUGUCUCUGGAGGUUGACUUCCCACAACAUAACACAGUGUGUCCUGAGUUUCCUGAUUUAGAAGAAUGUAAAAUUCCCAAAUUCGUGGCGAAGUUCGACUUGUCCAGGGGAGUGGUGGAGCUGAGAGGUGAGACGGAGGAGCUGCUGCAGAUGUGUAUGAGACGGAAAGGGAUGGGUCAGUGCUGGCCAAGCGAGCGGACCAUCCCUCUGCAUGCCGUCACACACUGCAUGUGUUUCCAGGCCUGGAGGCAAAACACAGAAGAUAAAAAAUCUUCCCGGUCUAUAAAUUGCCCCUUUGAGAAUAACACAGAGAUCCGCAAGAAUGCGGCGAAGAACGUGUCCUUCUCUGUGAGACACUCUGAGACAAAUGAAGGACAUCCAGCCCUAAGCUGGAACGUGAGCGCCCCCUGCAGGCUGGAGGCCGAGGUGUGGCCUUGCCAGAGGGCCGUGUAUCUGGGGGGAGGCUGCAGUGAAGUGCGCGGCUUCAGACGGCAUGUCAGCACAGGGUGGGAGGAGAACAUCACCAUGGUGUGGACAUCGGGCACGUUUUGGGACGUUAGAACUACAAACGGCCUGGAACCCUGCGUGAUGUUUAAGAUUGAUGGAGAAAUCUUCGGCCCUGUGUGUGAGCGUGACGUCCAUAGGGGGCGCUGGAUCUGCGGGGUGUUUGUGACGCUGCUGGUUUUCAUCCUGCUGGCUGUAGGAGUGUUUGUGUUCAGAAGCAGAUUUAAAGAGUGGCUUUCAGAGUCCAUUCCAGUCCAUCAGUCCUCAGGCCUCCGUGGUAAAGUGCUACUUGUGCACUCGUCCAUUUCCGAUACAUCUUUCAGAGACGCCGUGUGCCGAGUUGCUACUUGGCUUUCCGAUCUCGGGUUCGCCGUCUCCCUGGACCUGUGGGACCAGGAGCGCGUGAGCGAUCUGGGUCCGACCCCGUGGCUACACUCGCGCCUCCAACACGUCCAACAGCAUGGAGGCAAAACCCUACUGCUGCUCUCGCGUGAGGCCGUGCUCCAAGCCAGAGCCUACUACGAAAGCUGCAGCGGUGCGAUGAACAGAGAAGACGACAAGGCGAACAAUAUACCCCCGCCGUGGACCUCUGACGUCUUCAGUUCGGCUCUCAACUCCCUGUUCUCCGCUCAGCUGAGGGGCGCUGACGCCAGGCACUUCGCCCUGGUGCAGUUGGACUCUGAGGAACUUGACCUGUCUGAGCUUUUUCAAGGCCUCCGGCUUUAUCGUCUGCCCUCGGAAUCUCGGUGUCUUCUGGCCGAUCUCCACUUCGGGUGUCCGGGGAGCCUUGGAGCCCGGCUCAAGAGGUUCCUCUGGUCCUGGAGAGCGUCUCUGAAGCUGGAGGAGAGACUGAGGAGACGUGAGACAGAGCAGAAACAGGAGACACUCCCCCUAAAUAUUUAACUCGGGCUCAUAUUUAUCUCAGGUGGCAGGGAUGAAGCUAACAAUUCUGAAAUGAAGUUCACCUACAAAACAUAUGAAGGAAGAAAACACUGACGUAUGAUUCGUUCACUUCUGUAGUGAACUCAGUAUCAGUUCCAAAGUGAAGACCUUCAUGUGUGUUAUAUUUUCCCCCAUCAUUCCUUUUCUACAGCUUUAUUUGUGCGUAGAUGAUGUCGUGCAGUUCCAUGAAUCAGGGAGACUUUAGCUCGGGUCAGAUGUCUUCACUCCUGUACGGAAAUCGAGCUGACGUCUCACUCCUGCUUACUCAGCGCCUUCGCUUCUGAUCGGCCGUGAUCCAAAACCCGUGCGUAGCCGCAGUGUGCAGCUCUAAAGGACAGUUUUACCAUCAGCAGCCUUUUUUUUUUUUUUUUAAGCAGGACGGAGCACAAAAGUGGGUUUUGACUCCACGAUGUGUAAUAAUACAUACACGAUGGGACGUAUUUUAUUAUUAUUUAUUAUUUCUUUCUUGUUACUUUUACCGGAAAGAGCGUAAAAAGGAGUUUUUGUAACAUUAAUUUUAACCAAAAGUAUAAGCAAGUUCAAGAAUUUGUAUUUCACAUACAGUAUCUUAAUACAUAUUAAGUGCUAGAUUCGGAGUUUGCCAAAGAAUGUUUUUUUUUAAUAUUUAUUUUUUUAAGAACGCUAUUUUUUUCCUCAACAGUAGUGGAAGAAGGUUUAGCCAUCACGUCCCUGACGCAGGAAGACUUUAUGGACUAGGCCUGAGUAAUAAAGACAAAACAUCACCUCUCAGUAUUAGAGGACGUUUAUACAAUACGUGAUAUUUAGCAGAAAAGCGGUAGUGCUGUUUUCAAUUAUACUAAACGAAUAAAAUGGCAAAAUCCUUUCAUUUUUAC